Anarrhichthys ocellatus (wolf-eel) is the source of this 6931-nucleotide messenger RNA. RefSeq names its product BCAR3 adaptor protein, NSP family member (gene bcar3). Gene Ontology annotation, biological process: positive regulation of peptidyl-serine phosphorylation; small GTPase-mediated signal transduction. NCBI's taxonomy places the organism in Eukaryota, Metazoa, Chordata, Actinopteri, Perciformes, Anarhichadidae. Gene Ontology annotation, molecular function: phosphotyrosine residue binding; guanyl-nucleotide exchange factor activity. Bases 2853 to 5900 code for a protein of 1015 amino acids. The transcript is spliced from 22 exons. The record is from RefSeq and is a predicted model, not a curated record.
AACCUUGAUAGAAGAGAGCACUCUGACCACACUUACUAACUAACUUCCCCUUAAGUAACGAGUGCAUCAAGUAACGUAACAGCUAUCGCGUAGUUACCGUUAGCUAGCUAGCUAUCGCUUUAGCUGCAACUGGCUCGUCUUGAAGCUAGCUUAGUCUGUUCCCCGCUGCGUUGGGACCCUUCUUAUGAACAGUCUAUGGUUAGGACAGAGGAGACGAGAUAUCUGUGAAAGAGUUGAGCACUCAGAGAAGACUAACAGGGCCGUACUAACGUUAACCACGGACUCAGGGCAAACAAACAAACAAAGCCGGUGUUUCUCCCACGUUCUGUGUAAUAUAUCUCUGUUUGGUGAUGCUUGAGAAGAUAGGCUGAACGAGAAAGAACAAAAGAAAAAGUGCAGAGGAAGGAAAGGACGCAGAAAGGAGACAAAUCUAAAAGAAAGAAGAUGCCCAAUAUCCGGCAGCUGAGGAAGAGAGAGAGUAAGAGGCCCAGAUGGACCAAAGAAGCCAUGGGGCAGGCCAUGCAGGAGGUGCAGGCAGGCAGGCAAACUCUAAGGCGUGCAGCCAAGCAAUUUGGAGUCCCAAAGUCUAGCCUGUCAGACCGAAUCAGUGGACGUGUAGCCACUGAUUGCAUCUAUGGCCAAAGCCAGCUUCUCACCCCUGAAGAUGAGAAUUCGCUGGUGGAGUAUUGUUUGUACUCUGCCAGUCACGGGUGUCCUCAAAGAAAGUAUCAGGUUGUGGCCCAAGCUCUGGCCAUUUAUAAUUAUCGUAAUCCGCACAAACCCAGGUCUGUUCUCGGCCAAACCUGGUGGAUUAAUUUCAAGGAGCGGAACCACCAUCGCCUUACCUCCCAGACCCCAGACAUUAUUGACCACGGUAAUAAACCACGCACAAACAAAAGGGGUUCAGUCAAAGACAUCCCCCUUUCCCGGUUACCCCCGCAUGAGAGUCCGCCUUCCUCUCCAUCAUCCGAUCCCUACCUCACCCAUCCGCUGGUAGCAUCAGGGCACAUAACUGUGGAACUGGCCCAUGUCUUGUCCAAAACCAACCAAACCUGUGAAACCCGAAAGGUCAGGGGAAGUGCCUACGUGCUGACAGCACAGGAAAUGUCAGAUGUCAUCAAGAAGGUGGAGGAGAGUGCAGCAAGAGUGGAGGCCAGAAGUGUGAAGCGACAGGGGGCGGAAGACACCGAACUGGCAGUCUCUUCCUCUACCUUACCCGGUGGCUCUCGUCUCGGCCGCAAAAGACGCCUUCCCUCUGGGGCCCAUCCAGACACCAGUUGCGGUGCUGCUGGCCCCUCAGCCCUCUUUGUUCCCACUUGUGCAUCCCACAGCGCCUCAAUCAGCCCCAGCAGCACACCAACCAACACCAGCUUGUCUUCCAAUGACCGGCAUCAUAAAAUUGUAGAAGCUUCCAACCUGUGGCAGACCUCCUCCAUGCCUCUAGGUCCCCUGUUUCCUGGCUCCUCCUCCUCAACUGCUGAACCCACAACAUCCACUGGUACGCCGAACGGUCUUAACUUGUAAAACACCCAUGAAAAUUUGGCAAUUUCCUCACACGUGUUCUGUUUUUUUUUCUUUUCCCCCCUCUGAGUAGGUCACAUAGCUGCAAAGAAGAAAAAAUGUGAAAAGAAGAUUUUGCGAUGCGGACGGUGCAGACAGCCUUAUCCUCCAAAGGAUCCAGAAGGAUUGGUUUUGUGGGUUCAAUGUGACAACUGCCACAAGAUGUUUCACACCAUUUGUGUGAGCACAGAGAUGGACUUGGACGACGAUGAAUUUUGGUGUUUUUGGUGUCUUGAUGUUUGAUUUUAGUGUGAUUUAUCAUGGCUCGUGAUAAAUUCACUUUCAUUUUUGAAUUCAUUUUCAUUUUGGAUUUAUUUUCAAUUCAUUUUCAAUUUACAAUUUUACAACACUGACAUUAAAAACAGUAAGGGUUAGAGACUGCUGUAUUUGCAGAUUGCAAAUUGUAGUAACAUCUUGCCGUGCAUUAUGAGUGCAAAUGCAUGUUUUGCAGAACACACAGUUUGAAAUAAGGGGAGCAUUUGCACAGGCCCCAGCUGGUGUUGGUAUGCACUGAAAAUUGGAAAAUUCUGAGCCUUUAUAUGAUCUGCAAUGUAUGUCUUAACAUCAGAAAGGUGCAAUUUUACAUUAAAUUGACUCAGUUUCUGAAAAAUACCACAUGGGGGCAGUAGUUUACAUACAAGGAAGUCAGUCAUGGACAUGAUAAAAUGUAUUUGCAAAUGUUAUGUGUGUCAGGCUUACUGCAAUAAAGAUGUUAUAAAAAUGUUUGUGACUCCAAAACAUAUUUACAUGCUCAGAGACAUUUUCAGAGAAAUGUUGGUGCUUUUGGUGCAUUAAAUGCAGGGCAUAGAGACUCACUCUCUCUCUCUCUCUCUCUCUCUCUCUCUCUCUCUCUCUCUCUCUCAGCUCAGACAAUCUAUCCUCAGCUGGUGGUGUCCACACUGCAUGCAGCAGUCCGCUGCACCGCCUCUGUGUUUUUGUUGCUCUGCAACUUUCGCAAGAAGCCAACUAGAAGUAAACUGGCAGAUUCCAGAGCCAUGAAGAAGAAGAUGAGUAAUUGCAUUUUAUUUGGCUCUCAUUGUUCUUAUGUGCACUAAUUACACAAACCAUUGAAUCUACCAUUGUGUGAGAUUAAAUAACGAAUGUUUCACAAUUUGUCGCUUUGGCAUCAAUUUCUAAUUAUGUUUACUUGUUUGGAUUUGAUGACAAUCGGACAUCUAAAUUAAAUUGAUCUUCUCUUCCUUCUUUGUGUUUCAGGUUCCAUCUGAAAGUGUGUGAGUGGCAGACUGUGUGUGCAUCUCUGUACAUGCCUGUGUGCGCGUACGUGUGUCACAAUGAAGCACCAGUCUAUCUCUCGAUGGCUGAGCCAGCUGGGACUGCCACAAUACUGCUCAGCGCUGGAGCAGGAAUAUGAUGGUGUCGAGGACCUGCUCCACCUCUCAGAGUACGACCUCUUGGAGCUCGGAGUCCACAACCACCUCCACCGCCUGCACCUUCUCACUUCUCUGCGCCUCCUCCAGGAGCGAGAGAGGAGGAGAGAGUUGAGGAUGAUGGCAGAGGGGCGUUUUGCCAGUCUGCCCAGGUCCCUCCAUGCACACCACUCCCUGGGAGGAGGCACUACACACCCUGGAGUCCCCUCCAACUCCCUCGGUGUCCCCAGCAGCAACACCUGCUCUUCCAGGGGGCUCCAGGCCUCCCUCGCCUCCUCCAUGGACCUCCUCAGCUCCAGACCUGGUUUCCCUCCAGGGCAGGGCAGCGGCCUAUCAGAGCAGUCCACUUCUUCCUACCAGCCAGUCUCCAUUCACGGAACUCUGCCUCGUCGCAAGAGAGGUGGGGCCAACCUCACCCACGGGAACUACACGUGGGACCCCAGAGCCAAUCACACGCAACAGAUACCUUGGGGGAAGGCGUCACUGGUCCCUGGACCCGCCCAUCAACCCAUGACCUCUCCGCUGGUCCAAAAUAUCAUCGAUGACUGUCAUGGUUACAGGGAGCCUGCUGCCGGCCUGGACGCCACGGUGGACUAUGUGAAGUUCUCCAGAGAUCAGUUCAUCGUGGACUGCCCCUCAGAGAAACUCCGCAGGGAGCUGGAGGAAGAACUAAAGCUGAACUGUGAGGAGCCGAGAAGCCACGCGUGGUACCACGGAGCGAUUCCCAGACAGGUUGCAGAAAACUUGGUGCAGCGUGACGGAGAUUUCCUGAUCCGUGAUUCGCUGUCCAGUCCAGGAAGUUAUGUUCUGACCUGCCAGUGGCGAAAUGCUGCCCAGCACUUUAAAAUCAACAAGAAGGUCGUGAUGCUGAACGAAGCCUACUCCAGAGUCGAGUACCGGCUGGAGAGAGAAGGGUUUGACAACGUCCCUGCACUUAUACGAUACUAUGUCGGCAACAGAAAGUCUGUCUCCCAGGUGGUGGGAGCCAUCGUCUUCCAGCCAAUCAACAGAGGGCUGCCGCUACGCUGCUUGGAGGAAAAGUACGGCCUGUCCAGCCAUCACCGAGAGGCGCUCAUGACGCAGGAGCGGCAGAGUCGGAAGCGCCUCAGCCUCAACAUUACCAACGGACACACACAGGACAACACGCACACCGUGCAACACAGCACACACUGCCGGGACAACGGCAUGAGCCGAGGCAGCCAGCUCAGGUUGAAGGAUCGCUGUGGCAGCCAACCAGCAAGUCUCAAUCAGGUCCCAGAGAGGCGAGGCCCGCUCAAGGCGCACCAAUCGGAAAGCUACCUGCCUCUCGGAUCCAAACCGCAGCCCCAGCGGUCUCCUGAUCCUCUCCUCCCGAGCCCGAACCCCAAGUCUCCGGUCUUUCGGACGGGCAGUGAGCCGGCGCUGAGCCCCUCUGUGCCACGGAGGUCUGCAGAGCUUCUGGCAGGCCAGGCCAUCCGGGGCUCUGACAGCCAGCUGUGUCCCAAACCGCCUCCCAAACCCAGCAAGGUGCCUACAUGGAGGAGUGAAGCCACCAGAGGCCCUUCUGUACCUCCAGUCAAACCCCCGAAGUUCCUCCAUCAGCGCCGCCCUGCAGACUCUCUCGGGUCCUCCGCUGAACUUCUUCAGGGUUCACAUCCAGAAGCAGACACAGGACGAACUGAUCGGCUGCAGCCGAGCCCUGCGGACCUGAGGUCUUUCAGCCCGCUGGAGUGGCAGGAAUCGAAUCCCCUUAACCCCAUCACAGACCUCCAAAUUCAGCCUCCGCUCUGCAGCUACGUGGAGAGACUGAGGAGAGAGGGGGAGGGAUGGAGAGAGGAGGAGGAGGAGGAGGAGGGGGAGGAGGAGGAGGAGGAGGCGGGAGGGAGGAAAGGACUGGACAGAAGCUCCUACCAUCACGCCAUCGCCGCCUUAGAAAACACCAGUGAGGACGAGGAGGAGGACGCAGGGAGGGAGGAGGAGGAGGAGGAGGAGGAGGAAGACAAGAGGAGCAGUUUUCAUCGGCCGGUCGAAGAGACCGAGUCGACGUUUCAGCCGGCAGAGUUCGGAUCUCGACUUCUGCCGCCAGAGAACAAACCGCUGGAGAUGGUGGUUCUGAAGAGAGCGAAGGAGCUGCUGCUCAGCCACGAUCACCACAGUAUCGCCAGACACCUGCUGAUGGCCGACUGCCAGGUUGCGAGGAUAGUCGGAGUGACUCCAGAGGUUAAAGGUCAGAUGGGCGUGUCAUCUGGUCUGGAGCUGGUGACGCUUCCCCACGGUCGACAGCUGAGGCUGGACCUGAUGGAAAGGCACCACACCAUGGCAAUAGGCGUUGCCGUGGAUAUUCUGGGAUGCACGGGCAGCGUCGACGAGCGGGCGUUGACCGUAAAUCGCAUCAUUCUGGUGGCGCUGGAGCUGAAGGACACGGUGGGCGACCUGUUCGCUUUCACAGCCCUGAUGAAAGCUCUGGACCUGCCACAGAUCAGCCGCUUGGAGGAAACAUGGACGACUCUACGAAGGAACUACACACAGACCGCCAUCGGCUACGAGAAAACUCUCAAGCCUUUCUACAAGAAUCUGUAUGAGGGCACAGCUUGCUCCCCUCCGGUGGUCUGCGUCCCCCUCCUGCUGCCCCUCCUCACAUUGAUGGAGCGUCCGUCAACCACACCUGAGGGGGCGGAGCUCUGGGAGACCAGCGACCAGGGCUGCGACAUCAUGCUGCGCCACCUGGAGGCGGCACGCGACGUCGCGCACAACGCACACAGCUACACGACCAACACACAGAAGAUCUUACAUGGGUUCUCGUGCGAUGAAGACCUGCUGGAGGUGUUUAAAACAGACUUUCAGCUGCGGCUGCUGUGGGGAAGCCGUGGAGCUUCGGUCAACCAAUCGGAUCGCUUUAACAAAUUCAACCUCAUCCUCACUGCGUUGUCACGGAAACUGGAGCCCCCGGCCAAAACACAGACCUUAAUCUGACUUCAGUAGAACAUCAGGUGGAUCGGAAACGAUCCACGACGAAGGAAAGACGAAUAAACUGUAAUGAGGUGGAAGGUUUAUAGCGACAGAAAUCAAACUUCACAGUAAUCAGCUGCUCACAAUCGUCCUAUUUCUCCAGAUUAAUGCCGGUUUGGUUUCAGACUAUUUAAACCAUUUAAUAUUUCACAAGACAAGUCUGUCAUUCUCCUCUCGUUUAAAAGUCGUUCCGGGGCUCAAACGUAUCAAUGUCCAUCCAGUAAAACUUGAAGUUAAAAAGAAUAAAAGUUUAUUUAGAAUGCACAUUACCCACAGAGUCUCUGCACAAUUCACAGAUUAUUACAUAACACCAGACUCACAACUACGAGGCUUCACGUGUGAAAGUACACACACAUACAGGCAGAAUCUAAAACAAACAGAAUGUUUAUGAAAGAAGGUUGAGAUGAUUGUUAGAUUUUACUCCCUUAUUUCCAUUGCUGGGAUCAGGAGAUGCAGGUUACUAAAUUCGUCCAUGUUUUGGUGACAAAAAUCCUCCAAAUAAAUGGUGAAAAGUACCGUUCGGUCACAGCUAAACUUUAACAAUGACCGUUUAAUGGGGAGUGACUGUUGGUGUGAGCACAGAGCAGACAAGAGAGGCUCAAAGGGAGACGUUGGUCAUGAAAUUGUGCUUUUUCCUGAACAGGCACGUGUUUUAUUUUGACUCUGACAUUCCAGUUAAUGGAGAACAAAGUUCUACGUUGAGACUAAAAGAGAAAAUACAUCAAAUUAGCUGUACAUCUUGUGACGAGAACAUUACAAAUAAAAUGUAAGGAUGUACCCUAAAAGGCGUGAAUGUACUAUGUAUUUAAUCCUGGCAAUUCAGCGUUAUAAUACAAACCACAGCAAUAGUUUUAUAUACUAAGGAAGGAAAUUUACCUUCAAAGUCAACGUCUCUGUUUAUUAUCUGGAUAUGUAUAUAUAGUGUAUUUAAGAGUUCAAAUUAGAUUGCUGGCUGCAUUUAUCUCUUUGUGACCUUUGAUACAAAAUAUAUAGUU